AAUGCCCAAAAAAAAUUAUUAUUUUUUAAUCUUUUAUUUGUUUGUUGGAGCGUCCAGCCGUUCAACUUUUUCAUUCAGCGAGGAAUUGAGGAAAGUUUCCUUUCUUCGUUCCAGGCAAAUCGGCGAAGAAGGAACCCCAUGAAAAUCGCGAUUGCUUACAUCUAUUCAAGGAUUAACUUCCUUCUUCAUCCCAGAUCUGCAGUCCAAAACAGGUAGGUCGUCUCUUCUUCACCGGUGGAAACUCUAGAAAGUACCAAAUGACGGAAAUUUCAUUUGCUCCUUCUCCAAUUUUCAAACCAGAGACCAGAUCGGUUUUUUUUGGACUGUAACUUGGCCGAUGCAAAUCAGGGAUAUUCUUUGAGGUUACCGAUCUUUUUGUUGCAACAGACAAGCAAAUUCGUCUACCCUAUUUGCAAGAUUCGUCCCAAUUCACACUAUUUGUGGCCAUCUAAGCCAUCCAGGUUUCUUCAUUUACCAUAAAAAAAAAUAUGUCUGACCAAACUCCAGAAAGCUCCACCUUCACAGGGGAGUCUGAUCCAAUGAAGCAGCCCGUCAAUCUUGCACAAAUUCUGGAAAUUCUCGAAAAUUUCCAGAAUUUAGCACCCAAGGCAGAUCCUAUCGAGAGCUCCUCCAAUCAGCCGUUAAAUUUGGCGGAAAAGCUCAACGAUAAAAACUACGCCAUUUGGGCACGCAAGAUGAGCUUGGCGCUUGACGGAAGGGGACGGCUCAAACACAUCACUGCCGCACCCCUCAAAAAUGAUGAUUCCACAUAUAUCAAAUGGAGGCAAGCAGAUUCAACGGUGAUAACGUGGAUACUGGAAAAUAUAGAAUCGGAUAUUGUAAAUCAAUAUAUCGAUUAUCCUACUGCCUGGGAUUUAUGGAAGGGAAUCAAAGCCACAUAUGGCUCCGGAAAAGAUCCCUUUCAAAUCUACGAUUUAAUGGUCAAAGCCAGUGAGAUCAAACAAGGAGCACAACCUCUUGAAAAAAUUUAUAGCCAACUUCAAGCUGUUUGGAAGGAAAUCGACAGAUGCCGACCCAACCCAAUGAAAUGUCCAGAGGAUAUGACGAUUUUUACACAAAUUCAACAACAAAAUCGUCUAUAUCAAUUUCUACAAGCAGUCAAUGAAGAAUUUGAUGCUGGAAAAAGAGAUUUACUCAAAACCGAACCACUCCCUUCGGUAGAAGAGGCGUACGCCCAAAUCCGAAGGGAGGCAGCAAGAAAAGGUAUCAUGAAAGGAGAAGGAGGAGGGCCAUCAUCGGGAGAGACUCCCUCAGGGAUCGGCGGUGGCCUUGUGGCCACACGAGUGGCGGUGCGAUCGGAGAAUCGCCAAUCGUCAUCUCGCACCUAUGAAGAAAAAUCGCACUUAAAGUGUACCUACUGCGGCGGAAUAAAACACACGGCCGAAGGGUGCUUCAAGCGGAUUGGGUAUCCGGAAUGGUGGCCGGAUAGUCCAAAAAGGGGAAAGAAACCGUCUGGGGUAGUUGGGGCAGCGGUGGGCAAUCCAGAGACCACCAGCACUGCCGCCGACCAUAUCUUCGCCGGUGUCACCACGGGAAAACAAGAGACGCAGAGCUCAGUGGUCUGCGAAUUGAUGAAACAGGCGGCGCAGAGGAAAGAAAAGGAACGGGGGGAGAGAGCUACGAAUGACUCUCUAGAGUGGUUACAUAGCCCAUUCUUACCACCUAGCCCAGCCUUGCCACUCGAAAUUGAAACUGUCCCAACCAAGGAAGUGAGUCGUUCUGUGGGAUCAUCUUUUGAUAACAAUGAAGAGUCCAACAACUCAGAACCCAUGUCAGAUUCUACUCCGCCUGAAGCUCCUGAGGUAAUUUUUGUUGUCCUUGCUUUGAUUAGGUAAGAUCAAACCGCCUCCAUUGUUGCAAGACAUUUUUAUCAAAAACUUCUCAAUGUGUCACAAGCUACCUUUACAAUCUACAUAUCUCUCCGUCCCCCAGUUUUUGUCCACUUUUGACUUUUAGAACUGUUCAUCUAAGCACUUUGACUCAUCAAAUUCUCUCAAUGUGUAAGCCUAAAUAUAGUCAUGUGUGAUCUUGUUUGAUUUGUCUUAACAUAUAGAUUAUUAAUAUAUAAUUUCUAUAAUUUUUUAAUAUACAAGUUACAAGAUAAAAUGGAUUAAAGAAGUGCAUUGGAUGGAUGUCAUGGGCCAGUAUGUAUGGUGAAGUGAUAAAAAAAUGUAAAUAGUACACUGUACUCAGAAAACAUCAUUUGAAGAUAAACACGAUUAUUCUAGAUUUUCAGCAUACAAUCUAUAACACCACUUGGAACUAUGUUUCCCAUUUAGCAUGCACAAUAGCUACAAUGGUAUUCAGGAAGUUUAGCUAUUUAAGGUGUAUCGGCGGAGCCUAUCAAUCAGUGUCCUAAUUAAUAAAAAGGGAUGUCUAAGGGGAUUCUAAUAAGGUACAUCUACAAUGUUUUGUUACCCACUUACCUGAUGCAAAGAAAAAUUGGUAUGUAGUGUUAGUUUUGAAUUUAAUAAGGCUUAAUAUAAUUAUUGUUUGAGAAUCAUUUUUAGUCUUUUUGGUUUACACUUUGGUUUUCCAAUUGGUCAAACACCUCUUCUUACAUAUUGCUACAAACGGAUUUUGGGUUUGGAGCUCCAUGGUCCAUUGACAUUUAGAAUUUCCAAUCUUACCUUUCAAUCAAAUACACUUUGUUGU
Cuscuta campestris is the source of this 2676-nucleotide messenger RNA. The record is from the annotation of a GenBank genome assembly. Lineage: Eukaryota; Viridiplantae; Streptophyta; Magnoliopsida; Solanales; Convolvulaceae.